This is a messenger RNA of Brassica oleracea var. oleracea, 1128 nucleotides long. Its product is annotated as transcription factor MYB108-like. Gene Ontology annotation, molecular function: DNA-binding transcription factor activity; sequence-specific DNA binding. The coding region runs from base 141 to 1004 and encodes 287 amino acids. The transcript is spliced from 3 exons. The record is from RefSeq and is a predicted model, not a curated record. Gene Ontology annotation, cellular component: nucleus. NCBI's taxonomy places the organism in Eukaryota, Viridiplantae, Streptophyta, Magnoliopsida, Brassicales, Brassicaceae. Gene Ontology annotation, biological process: regulation of DNA-templated transcription.
CUCUUGGUCCUUUGGUCUUUUUAUUCAUCACCAUCUCUCUCUUAGUCUCUUCUUCUCAUUUCUCUCGCUCUCUCUUAUACAUACAUACACACAAACAAAGCUAAUGGACUGAAAUAUAUAAUAAUAAAAAGGAACAAAUAAUGUCAAAUAUAAUGAAGAAGAGGUGUAAUGAAAAUGAAGAGAGCACAGAGCAGAGAAAAGGGCCUUGGACGCUUGAGGAAGACACUCUUCUCACUAAUUACAUUGCCCAUAACGGUGAAGGCCGAUGGAAUCUGCUAGCCAAAUCUUCUGGGCUAAAGAGAAAAGGAAAAAGUUGCAGAUUACGAUGGUUGAAUUACCUUAAACCCGACAUCAAGCGAGGGAAUCUCACUCCUCAAGAGCAACUCUUAAUCCUCGAACUUCACUGUAAAUGGGGUAAUAGGUGGUCAAAAAUUGCGCAGUAUUUACCGGGAAGAACGGACAACGAGAUCAAAAACUAUUGGAGGACUAGAGUGCAGAAACAAGCACGCCAGCUCAAUAUUGAUUCCAGCAGCCACCAGUUCUUGGAAGUUGUCCGUAGUUUCUGGGUUCCAAGAUUGAUCCACAAGAUAAAAGAUAACACAAACACCAACACUAGAGCUCCUCCUACGGAUUCACUUGGACCGGUCUUACAAGACAAUAAUUUCUCACAUAAUUUGGGUUUAAACAACAUAGAUUGUUCCACUUCCAUGUCUCAAGAUCUGGCGAAAAUUUCACAGUUAAUGGAUUUGUCUGAUCUUGAAACUACCAGUUCAGUGUGCUUGGAGGGAUCAAGAGGGAGUAGUAAUCAAUAUGUGAAUGAAGAUUCUAGAUAUUUCCAUUGCCUAGAGGAGGAGUACAUAUUUCCCACUAUGGGCAAUUCAGACAUUUUACCAUUGCAGGAUUGUCACGUAGCAGAUUCGACUUACGAGGAGGAUGUGACACAAGAUCCAAUGUGGAACAUGGAUGAUAUUUGGCACUUUGAGGAGUACGCACCCUUUAAUUAGGUUGUGGAACCCAUUAAAAUGGAUGUUGUUACAACCUCCAAGGAGUUUCUAAGUAUAGUAUCAUCUUAUUUUUUGCUUGUUAUAGUUUAUAGUUAAAUAUUGAUUAAUUGAUAUAAAGUUCAAA